AUGAGAUUUUUCGAGCAACGUCUGUCCGCUGGAUGGUCAUUCAGGGACCGAGAUAAAGAGACACCCGAUGCAUGGAUGCCUGUGCCAGCGGUGCCUUCGACGGUGCAACAGGAUCUCAUCGUAAACAGAAAACUCGAGGAUCCAUACGUCGGCUUCAACGAACUCAAGGCCCAUUGGGUUAAUGAAAAGUCAUGGGUAUACCGAACGGAGCUAAAGCGACCCCGCGUUCCUACCGGCACGCAAGUGGACUUGGUGUUCGAUGGCCUAGACACGUUUUCCUCGGUCACGCUCAACGGCCGGACAAUUCUUACGAGCAGUAAUAUGUUUCUCGGCCACCGGGUGGAUAUCACAGAGGCUCUAGAAUCCGAGGGCCCACACGUGCUUGAGGUCGAGUUUGGUUGCGCUCAGCUCAAAGCACGCGAGCUGCGUAACCAACACCCAGACCACCGAUGGGAUGGCUUCAAUGGCGAUAUGGCGCGUCUGGCCGUGCGCAAAGCACAAUAUCACUGGGGCUGGGAUUGGGGCCCAGCAAUUAUAACCGCUGGUAUCUGGCGCGGCGUACGCUUGGAGGUAUACGCUGUGCGAGUAGCAGACUUGUGGCCGCAAACGCAGCUCGAGCCCGACCACCAGACGGCCACUGUCGCAGCCACUGCCGAAAUCCACGCCGCCAUCCCCGGAAACUAUACGGCCAGCUUCCUUCUAACUCUGCGUGGAGACGAAGUCGCGCGUAAAGAUGUUCCAGUGGAAGCUGGUAAGACGGCUGAAGCAAAGUUUGAGGUCAACAACCCAGAGUUAUGGUGGCCUCAUGGCUACGGGUCUCAACCUCUAUACGAUAUCUCGGUGUCAGUUAUUGCGCAUGGCAAAGAGCUUCAUAAGAUAUCGAAGAAAUUCGGUGUUCGGUCAGCCGAAGUUGUCCAACAGCCUGAUAAGCAUGGCAAGUCUUUCUUCUUCCGAAUCAAUGGACAAGACAUUUUCUGCGGUGGCUCUUGCUGGAUUCCAGCCGAUAGUCUUCUGCCUAGAAUCAGCGAAGAACGGUACAGAAAGUGGAUUGACCUUAUAGUUGCGGGUGGUCAGACCAUGAUCAGAGUCUGGGGUGGUGGAAUUUACGAAGAUAAAUCCUUCUAUGAAGCUUGCGACGAGCUCGGUGUACUAGUGUGGCAAGACUUUAUGUUCGGUUGCGGAAACUACCCAGUCUGGCCUGAGCUGCUGGAAUCAAUACGGCAGGAGGUAGUUUACAACGUCCGCCGAUUGCGACACCACCCCUCAAUUGUUGUAUAUGUCGGCAAUAAUGAGGAUUACCAAGUCCAGGAGCAGGCAGGCCUCACUUAUAUCUACGAUGACAAGGAUCCAGAAAGCUGGCUCAAGACAGAUUUCCCUGCACGCUACAUCUACGAGAAGCUACUACCAGAAGCGGUGGCUGAGUUCUCUCCGAGCACCUUUUAUCACCCAGGAAGCCCGUGGGGUGAUGGAAAAGCCACUUCUGAUCCUACCGUCGGAGAUAUUCAUCAAUGGAACGUUUGGCAUGGAACGCAGGAGAAGUAUCAGAUCUUUGACACCCUGGGCGGCCGCUUUAACAGCGAAUUCGGCAUGGAAGCCUUCCCGCACUUGGCGACGAUCGAGUAUUUUGUCCAAAAUGAGGCCGACAAGUUCCCACAAUCCCACGUUAUUGACUUUCACAACAAGGCUGAUGGUCACGAAAGACGAUUGGCGACCUAUCUAGUGGAGAACCUCCGCAUGGCUACAGACCUCGAGACAUACAUCUACCUAACCCAGGUGGUGCAGGCGGAGACGAUGAUGUUCGGAUACCGUGGGUGGCGCCGACAGUGGGGUGAUGACCGACACUGUGGUGGAGCGCUGUUGUGGCAAAUCAACGAUUGCUGGCCGACAAUCUCGUGGUCAAUUGUAGAUUACUUCCUACGACCCAAGCCAGCGUACUACACAGUUAAACGGGUGAUGCAGCCGCUGGCUAUUGGCGUCCGUCGUGAACACAACGACUGGAGUGUCGUUCACGCAAAGCCCCCGAUCAAGAGCCGGUAUGAGAUGUGGGUUGCUAGCAGUAACCGGCAGGUACUGCAAGGAACCGUCGAACUGCGGUACUUGUCGGUGGAGAGCGGCCGGGACCUAUGUCCCCCGGUCAUCUACGAUAACGUUGCUAUCGCCGCCAACGGUACGACCAAUGUGAUCACAAACGGAGUCAUUGAUCACCUCAUCCAGCCCGAGGCACAGGUUCUCGCCGCGCGGCUCUGGGUGGGCGGUCGUGUUGUGGCUCGCGACGUUGACUGGCCACAGCCGUUCAAAUACCUCGACUUUGCUGACCGCGGGUUGGACGUUAAGGCAAAGCCUGGGACUACCGCUGGAGAGCAGAUACUCACCAUCAGCGCACUAAGGCCGGUGAAGUGUGUUGUGUUCGAGGAGCGGGAGAAUGUGCAACUCAGCGAUAGCGCCUUGGACAUCAUACCAGGUGAUGAGCAGACGGUGGUAGUAAGAGGACUCAGUGAAGGCGAUCCUCCACUUAAGUAUCGCUACUUAGGUCAGUGA
Messenger RNA from Penicillium longicatenatum, 2538 nucleotides. Its product is annotated as beta-mannosidase. Gene Ontology annotation, molecular function: beta-mannosidase activity. Bases 1 to 2538 code for a protein of 845 amino acids. Lineage: Eukaryota; Fungi; Ascomycota; Eurotiomycetes; Eurotiales; Aspergillaceae. The transcript has 5 exons. Gene Ontology annotation, biological process: carbohydrate metabolic process; glycoprotein catabolic process. The record is from RefSeq and is a predicted model, not a curated record.